AUGGAUGAUUCGGUAGAGGAUCCCGAUCUCCUAAACGAAGAGACAUUCGACUGUGCAGAGAUAGGUGACUGGGAGAACGAACAUGAUGAAUUUGUGCAGAAUUUUCAUAAAGUUUGCGAAGAAUCUCCAACCGCUGAUGAACUACCAAAGUUCUGGAAUGACACUGGUGGUCUUUCGUUCUUAUGGCAAACGGAUGACCUCGGUUGUGGUGUGACUGUGGAUGAUGGGGGCGAAAAAGUUGUCGAUGUUGAGGAAACACUUCAAAAGCUAGUAUUAGAUGAGACCUUUGAGGAUCCUGCAAUCCUAGAUAUAUCCAGGAAGGUUUCUUACCAACAGCUCAACGAAGACUCAUUUCAGCAUCUGAGAAACGCACCUGCAUAUCCGACUGCUCCUACUGACAUAUUUGAUAGGACUCGUGACAUCUGGAGCAUUGAUGGUAGUUAUGAGAUUGGAUAUGGAAGUGGCAAGACCAGCACAGCUUCAGACUGUAAUAUGAAGUCGAAAAACGUAAUCGAUAUACUCCGAUCAUUAAAUGUUUACCCUCCACCAUCUGUCAAGACUGUAUCUAUACCACCAGAAGCUUCUACAGAAAAUUACUUGUCACGUAAGGUAGCUACAGAAUCACAAACAAGAGAAGUCGGUACUGAAUUAUUCUCCAAAGCUUCUCAAUCUUCAAGAAACCUCCAAAAUAUUGUACCAGUUAGUCAGCACAAAUUGUAUCCUAGCCCUGUGUUUUCUUCUGGGAAUCGCGUCUGCCAGUCACAAGCAGUUCAAAAUUCUCUAUCUGUCCAUCAGAAUGGAAUACAUGCCAAUCAUUUACGCGCUAACCCCUUUUCAUUGGAUAUUUUGAAGGGACAGUUUCCCACUGAUGCCAAUGUUUUCCCCACGUUACCGGCAAUGCAGUCUGUAUUUAAAAAUCUACAUCUCUCAAAGUUGGAUUACUCACAAACUCAUGGUUUAGCAUUGGUGCGAAAUCAAUGCAUUCUUCAACAAAAACCACCAGUCGUUUCACCUGUUUCUUCAAGUCAGCACAAUCCUUUGAUGUCAUCUCCGAGUGUUCGUGGAAUAAUGUUGCCAAAUGUCCAACCCAAUAGUUUUCCGCUUUCAUCAUACCUCUCAUGUUUUCCUGUUCAACCAACAAAUAUCGAGUCGAAACAGUCUGUUAGUCUUCCAUCAACUAUUAUACCGUGUUCAAAACAACCAACAGGAUUCGUUGCUCCACUCGAGGAAGUGUCCACAGAUAAAGAAAGCGACCCAAAUAGUGGUGGUUGGAUGACAGACUAUGAAGCAAUUGGUGUGUUAUUGAUUCAGUUGCGUCCUUUGAUGGUAUCUAAUCCCUAUGUCCAGGAUUAUUAUUUCGCAUCUCAAUGGUUGCGACGAAUGAAUGCUAUUCAAUCUAAACAUAUUUCAAAAGUUAAAAUGAACACUACAACUUCACCAGCAACAGUGCAACUUCCUAUUCCUAUACCACUUGAAAGCUUAAACGAUUCCAAUUCACCGUAUCAAGUAACUCUGAAACAUAAACUUGUUAUUCCUUUUCGUGCUGUGAAUCGCCAUCCUAGUUUUGACCAAAACAAAGAUGAAAACUGUGAUAGCUUAGAAAAGAAAAGUGCAUGCUCAGAAACUCCAACUUCUGAAUCAAGUAACGCACUGGGUCGUCCAACUAGAUCCAAUGUUCAUCGGCCACGUGUUGUAGCAGAGUUAUCACUAGCGUCCGCAUUUACCUCUAAUGCAGAAACCAAUUAUCCCGUGAUACCAAUAAAUAAUCAAACACUGAACACAAAAGUUGAUGAUGGUCAUUAUAUAUCUGCACUUUCUGAGUCCUCUGAUGUGAAGGCUAAUCGUCGUCGUUUGCUGAUUCUCGCUCAAAUUGAACGUAUGUUUUCAAUAUUACUGAUCUUAGAUGAAGUUUCCUUAUCUCUUAAAAGAGUUGUUGUUCAAAAUGACGCACGUUCCCGACUGUUAGAUUAUCAACAAGAACUGAUUAACCAACUAAUCAGUGGACUACUCCAGUCAUCAUCGAUAACAAGCGAAGCCACGUCUAAAGAAUUCAAAUCAGUCGUUGAGAAUGGUCUGUUUUCAUUGCCAGACAGUUUUUUCUCUAUUCAUAAAGGAAUGCGUCUAUGGUGUUUAACUCUACAUCACCUACCGACAAAAAUUCAAAUAAAUUAUUUGUCACAAUUUAUUCAUGAUUUCCUUCGACUUCGUCAGCUUUGGCCAACUACAAUAGAUGAAGCUGCUUCCAUAUUCUAUCCUCAUUUACGUGAAAUUAUAUAUCAAUUGAAACAUAUUAACGAUUUCUUGAAGUUAUGCUUUCCUGAAGCAUUAAAGAUGAAUUAUGAUUCACAGUUAACUAUUCCUAUAACUGAUAAUUUGAAAUCUCUUUUAUCGUGUAAACUUGGCUUAUCUUUGAUUUUUUGUUUGCUCGACGCAUGUGCUCGUGCCUCCAACCCCACUGAUCCAUCAGAUUUUAUUCAAUUUGGAGCGUAUUUCAGUUAUGCCAAUUCAUUUAUUGAUCGUACUUGCAUUAAUAAUACCACUAAUGAAUGUGAUUAUGUUAUGGAGUCAUUUCCACAUUUAGCUUCGAUUCUAUUGUUGUACAUUAAACCAUCGAAAUAUGGUCUGUUAACUAAUGAUCAUUUGAACAUAUUUUGUGAUUUAGCAACCAAAACUAAUAAAACAUCAAAUAAUGAUAUUACUAAAUAUACUACUAUUACUACUACUACUACUAAUAAUAAUGAUAAUAACAAUAUGGAUGUGAAUCAGCAACUAUCAACUGGGAUCAUUGAUUCAGCUACUGUUAACCAUGCUUCAGUUUCAUCGCUAUCAUCGUCAAGUUUGACACAAUGCUGUGCUACAGUGAGUAAUUCACAUAACUCUGCCGUAAAUAGUCAUCAUCAUGCUACUCAACAACAACAUCUUACUAUGGACAAUUCAGUACAGACUUCGAAUUCACAGAAUUCUGAAAAUGUUUUGUCAAAUAUUACGAAAAAUCCUGAUGAUCUAUCUGUGUCAGUAGUUGAAUUUAGUAAGCAGGAGGAAGAGGAAAAUGCAAAAAUCCGUUUUAUUUUCAAAGAAGUUUCGUUUAUUGAUCAUUCGAACAUUGAACAAUUAAAUGGAUCAUGUGUUGUAAACACCGCCGUUUUCUCAUUUGUUUUUCUUUAA
Molecule: messenger RNA, 3165 nt
Organism: Schistosoma mattheei
Lineage: Eukaryota; Metazoa; Platyhelminthes; Trematoda; Strigeidida; Schistosomatidae
Source: the annotation of a GenBank genome assembly